AUGUCGGCGGACUUGGUCGGAAAGACGGUGACUCCCUUCUUAAGGGAACAUGUCCCCGGCCUGUAUGCUCCGGUCUCCAAGAUCGACUCGUCGGAGAAGGAUGAGUCCAAGACACCGUCAGUAGACACGAACAGCAGAUACUGCUAUCGACACAGGCCAGACUCAAAAUGCAGAAGAGCUGCUGAUGAGUCUAAGAUGGCCAAGAUCCAAUCGGAACUUGACAAAUUGCCGUCUGCUGACCAACAAGCCAUCACAACCAUAUGGAGUCUCUUCUCAGCAGCUCCGUCAAAGCAUAGAGAGCUGAUGCUACAGGGUGUCAUCACCCAGCUCUGCUUCCCUCAACUCUCGCUCAUCUCUCGUGAGGUACACGAUCAGCUUAAGAUCGACUUCCUCACCGCUUUUCCGACAGAAAUAUCCUACAAAAUCCUAUGUUAUCUAGACUCAACAAGUCUAUGUUCAGCCGCUCAGGUCUCAAGGAGGUGGAGACAGCUGGCUGACGACGAUGUUGUUUGGCACCGGUUGUGCGAGCAGCACAUCGAUCGUAAAUGUACCAAGUGUGGGUGGGGACUACCGCUUCUGGAGAGGAAGCGACUCCGAGAUUGGACAAGGCAAAAGCAAGCUCAGACCCAGCGACAAGAGGAGGCCGCAGCCGCCGCUGCAGCUGCAACAGAAUCGGAACCAGAACACCACAUCCCCACCACAAAACCACCUCUACCGCCUGCACCUAACACGCCUCGCUCUCCUGGGUCGCCCAAGCGUGAUGCUAGCUACUUCGACUCGGAUGGCCCUGCAAAGAGGCAAUGCGUAACCCGCGUCGGUUCCUCUGAGCAGACCAGCUCCCAGGAGCUGCGCAAAUUUCGACCCUGGAAGGAUGUUUAUCGAGACAGAUUCAAGGUUGGGUCCAACUGGAAGUAUGGUCGGUUCAACUUCAAAUCAUUCCGUGGACAUACGAACGGUGUCACCUGCCUUCAACUUUCUGCCGAUGAUAAUAUCCUGGCCACUGGAAGCUAUGACGCCACCAUCAAGAUAUGGGACGUCGAAUCGGGCGAGGUGAUUCGUGAGCUGAAGGGUCACACACGUGGCAUCCGGACACUGCAGUUUGAUGACAGCAAGCUCAUCAGCGGAAGCUUGGAUAAGACCAUCAAGAUCUGGAAUUGGCAUACCGGUGCUUGCCUUGCUACAAUCCAGGGCCACACUGAAGGCGUCAUCAGCGUGAACUUUGAUGGCGACGUCGUCGCGUCUGGUUCCAUUGACUCUACGGUGAAGGUCUUCAAUUACAAGACGAAGCAGAGCUUCUGUCUUCGAGGCCACACAGACUGGGUCAACCAAGUUAGACUCGACAUGGGGAGCCGCACGUGCCUGUCUGCCUCAGAUGAUUGCCGCGUCAUCCUCUGGGACUUGGACACGAAGCGGCCCAUUCACAUAUUCGAAGGACACGUUGGCCAUGUUCAACAAGUCUUGCCCCUCCCGCCGGAUUUCGAACCAGAUGAUGAUCCAACACUGGUUGGAGCAAACGACAAUGAUGCAGUGUCUGUAGCGAGCGGACGCAGCUCGACGCCCGCUCUCUGCUACUCCUCGUCAAACUCGUCAUCGUCGUUCCUGCAGACUGACAGUGCCUACAAUGGCCAUACCCACACCGCUACAUCCGUCAGCCCGGAUGGUGAUGUCCGCGCGUUCUACGGCCCGGGAUUCACGAGUGACCCAUCACGGCCCCUGCCCAGCCGAUAUAUUCUUACGGGUGGUCUGGACAGCACUAUUAGAUGCUGGGACACUGCCACUGGCAAGUGUUUGAGGACCUUUUUCGGGCACCUUGAGGGCAUUUGGGGCCUAGUUGGCGACACCCUCCGUGUUGUCAGCGGCGCAAAUGACGGAAUGGUGAAGGUGUGGGAGCCCAGAUCGGGCAAAUGCGAGAAGAGCUUCACUGGUCACCUGGGUCCCGUUACUUGCGUCGCCCUCAGCGACUCACGUAUGGCAUCCGGAGGUGAGGAUGGUGAAGUGAGGUUGUAUUCUUUCCAGGAUGUGGUGGGCGAAGGCACCCCUGGCUUAGCAUAA
Molecule: messenger RNA, 2052 nt
Organism: Phaeoacremonium minimum UCRPA7
Lineage: Eukaryota; Fungi; Ascomycota; Sordariomycetes; Togniniales; Togniniaceae
Product: putative sulfur controller-2 protein
Exons: 2
Coding region: 1-2052 (683 amino acids)
Molecular function (GO): protein binding
Source: RefSeq, a predicted model, not a curated record